CAUCACACACAAACAAAAGUCAGAGUAACUCUUGCUUGCACUUGUUCUUUGUCAUGUCUGGUUCAGUCUCUGGUAACACAGAAGCUCAGAGCUCUAGCUAUCCAAGCAGCAAGCGCGGUGGCUGGAUCACUUUUCCGUUCAUCAUACUACGAUGUUAGGUAUGCCCGUGACUUCUUUCGGAUGGUCCGUGAACUUGAUCGUCUACCUAAUCGAGGAAUUCAACAUUAAGAGCAUCGCUGCUGCUCAGAUUACAAACAUUGUCAAUGGAUGCCUCAGCAUGUUACCUGUUGUUGCAGCCAUUCUAGCUAAUUCCUUCUUUGGAAACACUCCUGUCAUCUCGGUGUCUGCUUUAAUUUCUCUGCUCGGCAUCGUUCUCUUGACCCUAAUCUCGUUUUUCGACAAUUUAAGACCUAGACCUUGUGAAACGGGCUCAAUCUUAUGCAACUCGCCAUCGAAACUCCAGUUUGGGAUCUUGUGUGCAGCUUUAGCUCUAGUAACCACUGGAUCAGCUGGAACACGUGUGACUUUGGCAUCCGCAGGUGCAAACCAAUAUGAGAAACGUAAAGAUCAAGGAAGCUUCUUCAACUGGUAUGUCCUUACUGUGAAUAUAGGAGCGAUCAUUAGCGCGACAGCGAUUGUGUAUACACAGGACAAUGUUAGCUGGAAGCUCGGGUUCGGUCUCUGUGCCGCUGCUAAUCUGAUCAGUGCCAUUGUUUUCAUCUCCGGGAAGAGAUUCUACAAGCAUGAAAAACCCAUGGGAAGUCCCUUCACAAGCCUUUUAUGUGUUUUAGUCGCUUCUAUGGUGAAAAGAAAGGCUGUGAUUUCAUCCAAAGAAGAAGACUAUCACAACCGUGGGAUUGGAAAAGAGGCCAAGCCUUCUGUUUCAAUGCCCUCCAAGAGCUUCAGGUUCUUGAACCGUGCAGCGUUGAAGACUGAAGGGGACAAGAAACCAGAUGUAGAUUCAAUAAAGAACAUAUGGAGUCUGUGCUCUGUUCAAGAAGUAGAAGAUUGCAAAUCCGUUCUCCAACUUCUUCCUCUGUCGCUAGCCAUCAUCUUCGUUACUACUCCCAUUGUGACGCAAUCAAGCUUUAUGGUACUCCAAGCUCUAGUCACAGACCGUGGGCUCGGCCCUCACUUCAAAGUCCCGGCUGCAUCUGUCCAAGUGAUAUCAAUCAUCUCCUCAUGCAUCUUUAUCAUAAUGAACAACUGGAUUGUCUAUCCCUUGUACCACAAGCUAACCCAUAAGCCGCUCACACCGCUUCAAAAAGUCGGUAUAGGCCAUGUUUUCAUCGUCGUAAGCAUGGCGGUCUCCGCGGUUGUUGAAGCAAAAAGGCUGAGAACAGUUGAAAAUGAAGAUCACAUGUCAGUGCUAUGGCUGUUUCUUCCUCUUGUGGUUGUAGGAAUAGGCGAGGCCUUCCAAUCACCGGCAAAUACUGAUUUCUUCUAUGGAGAAUUCCCCGAGUCUCUGAGAAACACGGCGACUUCAUUGAUCUCACUGGUGUUUGGAAUCUCUUUCUAUCUGAGCACUGCUCUGAUCGAUCUGAUCCAGAGGACCACCAAGUGGUUACCAGAUGACAUUAACCAUGGAAGAGUUGACAAUGUUUACUGGGUUUUAGUCAUUGUAGGAGUCUUGAACUUCGGUUAUUUUCUUGCCUGCUCUUGGCUUUACAGAUACAGAAACCUCCAAGGUGAUAAUGAACAAGAUCCUAAAGAUAUUAUAACUUGAGACAAACAACAUCUUUGCUUCAGUUUUCAAUUAACUUCUGUGUUUGUGUUUGCAAUUUUUACCAUGUUAUGUGUGUUUUUCUCUAAUAAAACUGAUGUCUUAUAUUUUUAUCAUGUUUAGUAUCCCUGAAUGUAACAGAGUAAUCAGCUGCUUCCUAUUAAAAUUCUU
Messenger RNA from Thlaspi arvense, 1894 nucleotides. Lineage: Eukaryota; Viridiplantae; Streptophyta; Magnoliopsida; Brassicales; Brassicaceae. The record is from the annotation of a GenBank genome assembly.